Nerophis lumbriciformis (worm pipefish) is the source of this 1185-nucleotide messenger RNA. The record is from RefSeq and is a predicted model, not a curated record. NCBI's taxonomy places the organism in Eukaryota, Metazoa, Chordata, Actinopteri, Syngnathiformes, Syngnathidae.
AUGCCAUCUGCUGGAUCGUCUCCAGAGCGCCAGGUUCUUUAUUACCAGGCUCCAAUGGACUCAAAUUUCCGCCGCCAGGAGCCCGGGAAAUCGCCGAUGGGAAUGGACCUGGUGCCCGUCUACGCUGAUCAGGCCAGUGCUGAUGGCGAAGGUGUAGUCAGCAUCUCACCGACCAUCGUCAACAACUUGGGCGUGCGCACAGCGCAAGUUCAACAAAGCGAAUUAUCUCGCGAAAUCCAAACCGUAGGCCGCAUCGGCUACAACGAAGACACACUGUAUGUGAUAGCAACUCGCGUUGAUGGUUGGAUCGAGCGCCUUGCCGUAAACGCUGCCGGCGACUCAGUGGCCAGGGGCGCGACGCUGCUGGAAUUAUAUUCACCCACGUUGGUAAGCGCUCAGCGGGAAUACCUGGCGGCGCUUAAAAGCACCAACAAAUUGUUGCAAAGUGCGUCCCGCGAACGCUUGGCAGCAUUGGGAGUUAGUACGGGCGAAAUUGACCGAUUGACUCGUGAGCGGAAGGUCAAACAACGUAUCCAAUUGUCAGCGCCCGCCAAGGGCAUAGUCACACGUCUGGCAGUUCGCGAGGGACAGUACGUUACUGCUGCCAGCGACAUCAUGUCGAUUGGCUCACUGGACCAAGUCUGGCUGCAUGCCGAAGUAUUGGAACGCCAGGCAGGCUGGGUGUCGGUGGGGCAGCGUGCUCAAGUUGAGCUUGAAUCCCUGCCGGGAAAAAUCAUUGAGGGUGAAGUCGAUUUUGUGUACCCGGAACUCGAUCCAACCACCCGCACGCUUACCGCGCGAAUUCGGCUUAACAACGAAUCCGGCACGCUGCGCCCCAAUAUGUUUGCCCGUGCAACCCUGCUGGCAAGCGAUAACGCCUCGGUAUUGCAUAUUCCCCGCCAGGCCGUGAUUCGUGGGGCCUCAACGGACCGCGUGGUCAUCAUGACCGACAACCACCGAUUUCGAUCUCAGCCGGUGACGCUCGGCAUAGAGUCUGGCGAACGCGUUGAGGUAACCCAUGGACUGUCCGUCAACGACCGCGUUGUUACCUCUGGCCAAUUUCUCAUUGACUCAGAAUCUAAUAUCAGCAGCGCACUCGGGAGAAUGACCUCUACUCCUGGCAACGGGGAACACCCCAUGGCACCCAGCAAAUCGAAUCGCUUAACCACGGAGCCCGGUCAAUGA